AUGUCUGGCGUCAAGGCUGUAGGAGGAAGUGAGGCAAGUGGCACUACUGGUGAUGAGAUUCCACCGCAGCACAACAAUGGAGCAAGUGUUUCUCGCCAUACCAGCGGCAGGGCGGCCCGGGAGAGUGACCACCAAGAAAUCAUCGCCGGGCUGGGGUUGCCGUUUCUUGCCAGAGUCAGCAAGGGUCGUCUGAAUGUUUCUGAAGCUUCAGUUCCUGCACCCCAGCGUUCUGAGGUUUCAGUACAAGGACAGGUUUUUAGUCAUUCCCACCAACAUCCGAGUGAGUGGGAUUCUGAGGCUGUCGAGAUUCCCGGCAACGACGAGCAGAUCGUCGACCUAUCUCGAGAUCGGCAGGUGCCUGGGGCUUUUGAGACUCCCGGGAACGACGAGCAGCUUGUCGACAUAUCUCGAGAUCGGCAGGCGACUGAGGCUGUCGAGAUUCCCGGCAACAACGAGCAGAUUGUCGACAUAUCUCGAGAUCGGCAGGCGCCUGAGGCUGUCGAGAUUCCCGGCAACGACGAGCAGAUUGUCGACAUGUCUCAAGAUCGACAGGAGCCUGAGGCUGUCGAGACUCCUGGGAACGACGAGCAGAUUGUCGACCUAUCUCAAGAUCGCAAGGCGCCUGACUCGGAGAUAGCAAGUGAAAUGCACAGGGUACCAGUGCACAGUGGGCCAGUUCAUACUAAAACCGAUACAGCUCAAGAACCGGAAGCUGAUCAUGGAUAUGCCCAACAAUCCUCGUCAGGCGCUACGGGAGAUUCGAAAGAGGAUUCUGGGCAGCCUCCAACCACUGCUGAACGGGUCAAAACUGUCUCUUUGAAGUCUGUGCCUGACAAGGGGGCUUUUGUGCCUGGCGAGGGGGCUUUUGCGCAUGACGAGGGAGCCUUUGUGCCCGAUGAGGACCAGGGAGCUUUCGUACCUGGCAUUCAGGUGCAUAGGCCAAGCGCGACCGUGACAGCGACUGCAAGGGAGCCAUCGUCCGUUGACAGCAUGACUGCUCCAAGCAGUUUAGUGCCCACAGCGCCGCCACCAACGCCUGUGGGUGUACCAGCAACACCUCAAGAUGCUGUGCAGGACCCUUUAUUGGCUGCUUCGGCACCAAAAAAGGUCGCUACCGACCCAUCAACUCCCACCAAAAUCGUUUCUGUCGAUGCAAUAAAUGACCCCAACGCCGUUCCUGUGGAUCGGGUGUCUCACGAAAGUUCCCGUCCUCAUCCUGGUCCAACCAACCCGCACUCGACGAGCAGGAUUGGCAGAUAUAAAAGACUACUCCGUCGGGCGCGACGGCUUUUAGUCACCAAGCAGGUGCUCAAUUUUGUUAUAGGCCGGGAUCUUGCAAAUUCCGUCCAUCCUCAACUCCAGCAAUCCGGGACAGAUAGUGUGAGAAGUCCAUUGCCAAUGGAUGGACCGAGCGAUUUUCUCUCUGCGUACUCGAGACGACGGGAGCGGAAAGGAGAUGCACGACGGAAACGAGUAGAGGGAAGGAUUGCGGCCGCCAGAGCCCAUGCGGAAGCAGAAGAGCUCGAAAAAUGUCCGAACUGUCGCGGUCUGACCAACACUAGAUACUAUCGAGCAUAUCACAGGCUUCAACUCAAACGGGAGAGACCGGACAUGAGGAUGGUUGACAGGCACGUAGCUGCCAGGGCAAGGGUGGCCGGUUCAAAGUGCCGAUGCCGCAAUGGACGGCGGAGAAGCGACAGAUGUGCCGCUCGAGGAGGAGAUGUUGCCGCUCCUCGUGAAGCACUUCCUAGAGAAGCUCUUGCAGAGGAUGAAACCUCUGGCCCUGGGCCGGUUGGAGGUCUGAGCCAAUGA
This is a messenger RNA of Capronia epimyces CBS 606.96, 1812 nucleotides long. RefSeq lists its product as uncharacterized. The transcript has a single exon. NCBI's taxonomy places the organism in Eukaryota, Fungi, Ascomycota, Eurotiomycetes, Chaetothyriales, Herpotrichiellaceae. The record is from RefSeq and is a predicted model, not a curated record. The coding region runs from base 1 to 1812 and encodes 603 amino acids.